AGGUAACACCGCUAAUAGCUGAUAAAUCGGCGACUGAGGCAGACUGAUUUCACCGAAUCGGAGAACCGGAGAGCCCGAGAGCAGAUACAAUAACUAUAGAGUGGGUGAAAGAAGAGUGGCGAAGGCCCGAGUAAACGAUAUCGGGCCGAAUCACUCCGAUAAGCGGCGACCGCUCUGCCAAAAGCGGUAGCGCCAACGUCAGCGCUCAAUCAGUCGACGAGCGAGCUGGGAAGCGGAGCCGAGAGCGGUUCGAUUAGCGACGUGGUGAAGUUUCAUUAUAUUUUUGGCCAAAACAAAGGGGGACUGCGAAACCAUAGACUUGAGCCAGAAUGCUAAGCCAACAGAUUUGCUGGUGAGACAAGAAGACAUGGGCCAGCUAAAGAAUGUGGGCCAAGGUCAGCAGGCCUUCGUGGGCCCAAUGCUCGCCUCGGCCAUGCUGCUCAUGGGUCUCGUUUUCGCCCUGCUGGGGAUCAAACUCUUUGGCUUCCGGCGGCGGCUGACUUUCGAUCGGUCUCAGGUGCAACAGCAAAAUCAGCAACAGCCACAACAGCCGCCACGUUACGCAGCUUUCGAGUCUCAGGUUAACGGCACCGAUACUGCUGUCCAUGGAGUGUUCCGACGUCGCAAUCUCGAGGAAUUCGAAAGCCCAUGGCCAUCGGCAUCAACAGCGACAGGAAACAACUAUAUCACCGGUAGUGUUCCAAACCUGCAAUUAUAUGGCGCCAGUCCCAGGGAGGCGAGAAACGUGGAUGAAUCCAAAGUCUCCUAUCGAGAUAAAUCAAAGGCUCUGCGUCGUCACCGACUGGAUGUGCACAGUGAACAAUAUGAAUGCUUCACCGCUCCACCCACCCGACAGCCUCCUUCUCCUCCAGGUCAGUCCGAUGUCCCUGUGGAAUCUGCUACUGGAAAUUGUCCAGCUAAGAUACUGGAAUCCCUGCCUACUUCGUCAGCUCAACCCACAACUGAAGCUCCAUCCACACGAAAGACCUCGCCUCCAACCACUGCAUCAAGCCUGCCUGCAGCUCAAGAGCCUCCUAGCGAACUGGGCAUGCCGAAUUUCGAUCACUUUGCUGAGAAAUACGAGCUUUUCAGUGUAAAACCUACGACAGAGGUCACAAGGCCAACGCAGCUGAGAAACAAAGACAGUGGUCGUUAUGUAAUGUUCGAGCGAGUUGAUGAUGUGCCAGAAAUUCUCACUCCCGAGGAUCACGUUCCUGAGCCACUGACUCCUGACGACGGCUUGGGAGGAGCUCUAUCAGUUACAGCGGUAGUGCACCGAGGAGCCAUACCCAAGGAAGAACCAGAACAGAGACCGACGCCCCAAGGAUCAAGUGAUCCCUUCGAGAAGCCAAGCAAUGCAGACUCGGCUUUCGUCGUGGAAAUUAUAGCAGGCAGUCCGGAAACAGAAGCUACUCCAAGAACAAAGCCCACUGUCCAAAGUGGACUUUUUGAUGGCCUGGAGUUACCUCAAGGUGAACAAGACAGCGAUUUCGUCCGUAUACGUUCCUCAUUUGUGAUGAACGAGGCGGAUAUCCUGGAUUUGGAUGCGCUGCAGCUGCCGGCGGCCAGUAGUCCACCAGGAUUUGGCAAGGGCAUCGACGAGGAUUGGGAGAACUUCGAGAACCUCGACACAGUGCCGGCAGUGCCAGAACCCAACUGGUCUCUGCAUCCAAAUAGCGUGGAGCAAUUGCCCACUGUUGAGACGACCCUGAAUGAGGCUACUCUUAGAUUGGACAACGUGGAACAGGUUGAGGGUUUGUUCCAUCGGCUAGAGCUCAUGGAACCUGGAUUAGAUAUCUUUGAACCUGAACCGCCAGCUCCUAUUUUGAAUCCACCACCAUACGAUCCUGGUCUGCCUUAUCUACCCGAUUACGAAUCACUGAUGCAGUUGGAAAAUACAAAGAGUGGUCAGAACCUGCCCAAUUACACAGAGGUAAUGGAACAAAGGUCAAAGAAGUCCAAUUUUGUAAGUAGCAUAGAGGAUCUUUAUGCAGAUCUUGAAAAAAAUGAGGUAGAGAUUGCGGGAUCUCCAGCUAACCAGAGCAACGGCAUCCACAAUUUCGAGGAGUUGUGCCAGGAAUUGGCUGUGGUGGUGCCAUCCCAACGGCAGGCUCCUCAGCCAGCACCGAGAUCCACAAAAUCAGCCACCUUAAAUGUUCGCGGUGAUGCUCCUCCCCUGGCCUGCUAUCAACCUGAAGAGCUGCCCAGCUCCAGUUCCAGUGAUACCGAUGGGGAGGAUGGAGCUCGAUCAGCUCCAGAACCUGCCAGGCGUGAUCCAAAAUCACUGAAAGUCCGCUUUGAUGUGGAUAACUUGCAGUACUACCAGUCCGCCGAAGUGGUAACCUCAAGUGGAGAGUCUGAAGAGGAUGAGCCACUGCCUCAACCCACGCCCAUGCAGCGCUCCAUCAUUUUCGAACCGAGGGAUAAUGGAGUUCCCAGCCUUUUCGGAUCCCAAGUCUCCCAGGAGGACAGUGAUGACGAUGACGGCUUUGGACGCGCCAUUAGCCAACAUCGCUCCAUGACGGCGGCACUGAGGAAAAACGCUGUGAGGAUUGAUAGCGAUGCCUAAUCCGAAGACCGCCAGCUGCCGCACCUCCUGACUUCCUUAGCAAAUACAGUAUUUUAUGUGUUAAUUUUGGCCUAAUGGCUAUGACCUAUUUAUGUACAUACAUUUCGCUGAUAAGUUGCCAUAUCAUGUUGUCUAUAUAUCAUAAUAAAUCAAAUUAUUGCAGGAAAGCAAUUGAAGAUAAAGAAAAAUGAAUA
Messenger RNA from Drosophila rhopaloa, 2763 nucleotides. RefSeq lists its product as uncharacterized. The coding region runs from base 368 to 2569 and encodes 733 amino acids. The record is from RefSeq and is a predicted model, not a curated record. NCBI's taxonomy places the organism in Eukaryota, Metazoa, Arthropoda, Insecta, Diptera, Drosophilidae. The transcript is spliced from 4 exons.